GAUUUGAUCCUACUUCUGGCUAUUUAGCUCUCACAGCAUUUAAAAAAGUCAAUCUCAUCACAUUUGUUGUUUUUAUCUUAGUUAAUCAUUCAGUUAUCAUUAUCAUCAUCAUCAUCAUCACCAUCUAGAUCAAAAUUAUCAUCAUGUCAUUGUCAGUUGUUCGUAAAGUUGAAGAUUCUAAAGAAUCUGUUCCCAAAAAGCAGAAAAUAAGUGAUGAAACGCUGGAGCAAAAUAAUGGAUACUCCUCAGAAGAAGCCAUUUCAAAUGAUGAAAAUUGGGAACAAUAUCAUGAUUCUGAUUCGGAUAUACCCUUAGAUACAAUUGAUGAUAUGUUGGAAGAGAGUCUAAAGAAAGUAAGUGCUGAUUCUAGGCAUCUACAUUCCGGUCCGGGACAUGAAGAGCGUAAAAAGAUUGUUUUGAAGAAAAGAGAUAAAGACUAUUUUGAAAUGCUUCCAGAAGGUUGGAUUGAAGUUACACACUUUAGUGGGAUGCCUAUUUAUCUUCAUAAACAAUCAAGAGUCUGUACGCUGGCCAAGCCAUAUUAUUUGGGUCCAGGAAGUGCCAGAAAACACGAAGUUCCUAUCUCAGCUAUUCCAUGUCUAGCUUAUAAACGAGAAGUCGAGAAAGAAAAGUCAAAUGAAGUAGAAGAAACUCAUAAUGAAAGUAAUAGCCAACUUCCUAUUCUAGGAAAAGUCGAAAGUGUAGCUGAGGCGAAGAAAGAGAAAUCUUUGGACUUCCUUGCAAUUCGUGAUUAUUGUAGUAAUGUUUUUGAAUUUGAAGAGAUUACAGUACGUAAAUUUAAAACUUGGGCUGACCGGAGAAAACAUAUCCAAAUGAAAAAAAUGGAACAAAGACCAUCACUGCCAGAAGGAACUAAACUAAUCAAAUUUCCUCUUCCAAAACAUACCGAAUCUAGUGAUCCUGCCCGUAAAAAUUGCAAAGAAUUUUUAAUGAAUCCUGCUGGUAAAUCAGCUGUUUGUAUCCUUCAUGAAUUUGUUCAACACGCUGAAAGAGUUCAACCAAAAUAUGUAUUCAAAGAACUCGAAAACGCUAGCAUGCCAUAUAGUGCAACUGUUCUAAUCAACGAUAUGGAGUAUGGUGUCGGCUAUGGAAGUAGUAAAAAACAAGCUAAAGCGGAAGCAGCCAGAGCCACAUUAGAGAUACUUAUUCCUGAUAUAAGAGAUAUGACACAAGAUGGAAAUAGUAAAGUCGACACUUCCAUGCAAGAUCUAACCUUCUUUGAUGAUAUUAAAGUAGAAGAUCAAAGAGUCAGCGAAUUAUGUUCUAAAGCUGGUCAACAUUCGCCUUACCAAAUUCUAGUUGAGUGCCUAAAAAGAAAUUAUGGAAUGGGUGACACUGAAAUAAAGACUGAUGUGAGACUUAUUAAACACCAAAGAAAUGAAUUCACCAUGAAUGUUGGUAAACACAGUGCAACAGUUAUUUGUCGCAAUAAAAGAGAAGGUAAACAAAGAGCGGCUCAAGCAAUUUUACAACUUCUCCAUCCACAAAUAACUUCAUGGGGAUCACUACUUAGAUUAUAUGGUAGAGGAUCUUGUAAAACACCCAAAGAGAAAAAAGAAGAGGAACAAAAAAUUACUGAGCUUCAAAAUACUGCUUGUGCUAAUCGUCCAAACUAUGCUAUACUCAAUAAGUUAAGAGAGGAAAUGUUGAAACUCAGAGCUAGUGACGAAAAUCGAAAUCAUACCAAAGAACCACUCCGAUUGAUACUCUGUUCUGAAGAUAAGAGCGAUGCACAAUCUACUCAACUAGUAGAUUGCCAUUGACAUAUUGGAUUUGCAUAGGACAAUGAAAAAAUUCAAAUGUGGAAUAUACGUUAUACGUGUAUCAUCGUAUUAGUUUAGACACAUAAUUUAAUAUUUAUUUUGGCUUCACAGAAAAAAAAGAAAAGACAGCCAAGGCUUAAAAUUGGACAAUGUCCGUUGAGGACCGUUUCAGUCAAAAAUGAAACUCCCAUUUUACAACAGUGGUGAAUAAAAUAUUUAAUUUUAUUUCAAUCUAGUUUACAUACAAUUGAUGUGAGGUCUAAGUCAACCAAGAUCUUUUUGUUUUUAAACAGGUUUUGACUGUAACAUCUUUUUUUGUUUUGUUCACAGAAAUCAUGACUCACAAUAAAUAUUGGUUUUUUACUAUUCCUUUUAA
Messenger RNA from Tetranychus urticae (two-spotted spider mite), 2160 nucleotides. RefSeq names its product microprocessor complex subunit DGCR8. The record is from RefSeq and is a predicted model, not a curated record. Lineage: Eukaryota; Metazoa; Arthropoda; Arachnida; Trombidiformes; Tetranychidae. Gene Ontology annotation, biological process: primary miRNA processing. Gene Ontology annotation, cellular component: microprocessor complex. Gene Ontology annotation, molecular function: heme binding; identical protein binding; primary miRNA binding.